AUGGGAAAAGUUUUACGACGGCUAGGAAAAGUUGGUGGUGGUCAGAAAAUGUUGGCGGUGGCUGCUGGAGGGCCGACGGUGGCGGUGGCGGUGGCAUUGGCGACGGGGUCGGGAGGUCCUAGCGGCGGGCACAAUUGGGCUGCGCGGGAGCUGGGCGGUGCCUGUGGACUGCGCGGGUGCUGUAGCUGGGCGGCGCGUAGAGCUAGGUUGUGUGCAGUGGCAGGCGGUGGCGGUUGGCAGCCUGCGGGUACCGGUGGCAAUGGACUGCGGGUCUCCUUCAAGCUGCGGGCGGUGGCUGCUAGGGCCGGAGCUUUCGGUGCCCUAUGGUCACGGGGCUGUCGGAGCCGGGGCUUCCGGUGGCCGCCGAACCCUGUGUGGGUUCGACAAGCCUGGAUGAAAGGUACGAGGCAAGAGGGAGGUGCAACAAGGGCAGGGCCGGGCGGAGGUGGUCUGUGGGCGGUGCUCUGGUGGUGGGCGGGUGGUGCUAUGGUGGCCGAGUGGUGCUGCUAUUGUUUCCGGCGGAGGAGCCAUGGCGGCCAGCAAGCACGAGCAGUGCAGGGAGGUCGCGGGUGGAGCAAUGGUAGUGGGCGACGUAGGGUAGAGGCGAGCGACGUAGGGAGGCUGCGGGAGGAGUGGCAGCAGCGAGCGACACAGGGCAUAAGUGGCACUAGCGGGGCACCGAUAGGGGCCAUGGGUCGACGGCGGUCGGGGGUUAGCGGGAGCCGAGAAGGCAGGGCUGGUGGGGGCUGGGGGCCGGUGGGGGCUGGAGGCAGGGCGCCAGCGGUGUCAAACCCACGACAGGCCAGGGGGCCCCACGAUGAGAGUGCAUGGGAGAAUGGAAAUUUUGAAAUCCUUGAAAUGACCAAAGUUGGUGCAUUUAAAGUUGAUGGUUGA
Cryptomeria japonica (Japanese cedar) is the source of this 894-nucleotide messenger RNA. RefSeq lists its product as uncharacterized. The record is from RefSeq and is a predicted model, not a curated record. The transcript has 4 exons. Bases 1 to 894 code for a protein of 297 amino acids. Lineage: Eukaryota; Viridiplantae; Streptophyta; Pinopsida; Cupressales; Cupressaceae.